AUGCAUGGUAUUAUGAGAUGUAAACUAACCGCCUUCUUCGACGCCCUGACCGAUGGUCUCUCCCGCACAAUGGCCCACCCGACCGCCAACGCCAGCUGCAGCUGCGACGACCGCGAAAACCAAACGACGCCCUCCGUCCCCAGCACGUCGUCUGUGCCAUCGAAGGGGCGCAGGCGCAGCCUGAACCUGUUCGGCUUGUGUCGCGAGCGGCCGUCGCCGUUCGGUUCGAAGAGGAAUAAAAGGUGCUUGCGCAGUUCGUCGCCGGGAAAGAGAGGGGGCAGGUGGGGCGUCAAGUUCGGGUGCUCUAAAAAGGACAACCGGACCCAGGACCCCCCGAACUGCUGCCGAUGCACCUGCUACAGCCGCCCCAACGACCCGCCCGGCACCACCAGAGAGCAGCGAGUCGCUGCCUCCGCCGCCCCUUCGGUGCCGCCGCCGUCCUUCGAGGAGGACAGAGAGGGGGAGGAGGCGGAGGAGGAGGGGCGACAGGUGGAGGAGGGGGCAGGAGGCGGGGAAGAAGACGGGGGCGGGUCGGAGGGGGAGGUGAACGGCGUGCGGGGGAUUUACGGGACGGCGCCUGCGACGAGUUCGCUGCCGAACAUCGUGGUGAACGCGCCGUUCCUCGAUAUGCAAUGGAUGAGGACACAACAGCACGAGGAUUGCGAGGAGGCGGCCCGGUUGGCGCGCGCCCGCGAGAUCGAGCAGGGUGUCGAGGCGCCCGCCCACUUCCGCCCCGUCAGACGCGUCCAGCUGCUCUGCCCCGCCGAGGAGGGCGGGGACGCGCAUGCGCCCCGAAGGUUGCAGCUGGUUUGUCCUCCGGAUCUAAGCGUCGAAUCGAUUAGGGCGCUCUUCCAGAAUCACGUGACUUUGAGAUCAUGUCCUUCGGACACGAUACCUGGUUGCCAUACCCAGGUCGAUUUUAUCCACUGCCUAGUUCCCGAUUUGUUGACUAUAACUAAUUGUAGCUUCUAUUGGGGCAAGAUGGACAGAUACGAGGCGGAGCGCUUGUUGGACGGCAAGCCGGAGGGCACUUUUCUGUUGCGCGACUCCGCCCAGGAGGAGUUUCUGUUCAGCGUGUCGUUCCGCAAGUACGGGCGGUCGUUGCACGCGCGCAUCGAACAGUGGAACCACAAGUUCAGCUUCGAUUCGCACGAUCCAGGCGUAUACACGUCCGAUACCGUCUACGGCCUCAUAGAACACUACAAGGACCCCAGCAGUUGCAUGUUCUUCGAGCCGCUGCUCACCUGGCCCCUGCACAGGAAGUUCGUCUUUCCUCUACAACACUUGGCCCGAGCGGUGAUUGCCGGCCGGUCCACCUACGACAACAUCAACCAUCUGCAGCUGCCGAAAACUCUCAAAACGUACCUCAAAGAGUACCACUACAGGCAGAAGGUCAGAGUGGAACGGUUCGAAGACGACGUUCAGCUGUUCGAGUUGCGGAACGUGCCUACUUGAUGUGUUUUCCGCUUCCGUUUGGAGGAUUUUGUCAGGUUUUUGGAUAUCAUUUGAUGUUGAUUUAUUUUCAGCAGCUAAAUUGA
Phaedon cochleariae (mustard beetle) is the source of this 1538-nucleotide messenger RNA. Lineage: Eukaryota; Metazoa; Arthropoda; Insecta; Coleoptera; Chrysomelidae. The record is from the annotation of a GenBank genome assembly.